This is a messenger RNA of Uncinocarpus reesii 1704, 2007 nucleotides long. RefSeq lists its product as uncharacterized. Gene Ontology annotation, biological process: cristae formation. Gene Ontology annotation, cellular component: MICOS complex. The coding region runs from base 1 to 2007 and encodes 668 amino acids. NCBI's taxonomy places the organism in Eukaryota, Fungi, Ascomycota, Eurotiomycetes, Onygenales, Onygenaceae. The transcript has 3 exons. The record is from RefSeq and is a predicted model, not a curated record.
AUGCUACGCUCUUCAAUUGCGCCGAGUCGCCAGCUACUUUCGCCUACUGUUAGCCGUCAAUGGCUGCAAGCGUCUCGGAGAUGCUACUCCAGGGUGCGAAGCCCUGCUGCCGUUUCUAAAGGGAUUCCAGCCUUUACGCCCAGAGGCCAUGCGUUCACAACUAGUGCUAGACUCGCAAACGAUCCCAAUAUACGAUCACCGCCCUCGCCUUCGUCGGAAUCGACAAUCCCGCCUGAGAGUGUACCCCGGCCACCGCCAUCUCACCCUAUCCAGACUUCACCCGGUUCCACGAUCGAGGGUCGUACUCAACCUCCUCCCCCUCCGCCCGUGACUAACACUCCGCCACCACCACCUCCUCCUCCGCCUCCAGCUCCGAAGAAGGGCGGACGGUUACGACGAUUGUUGAUCUACCUAAUCCUUACUACCGGGCUCGCUUACGCCGGAGGGGUCUGGCUUUCCCUCAAAUCGGAUAACUUCCACGACUUCUUUACUGAAUACAUUCCGUACGGGGAGGAAGCCGUGCUUUAUGUGGAGGAGCAGGAUUUCCGUCGACGAUUCCCCAAUGCCACAAAGCAAAUCUCCCGCCGUGCAGUUGAGCCACGGGAUGAAGGUCAAAAUGUAACUAUUCCCGGCAAGAGUGGGGUUUCCUGGAGAGUCUCUGAGGGACAAAAGGAAACUAAGGAGGAUGGAAGUGAUGUGUCUCGAAGAGGCAAACACAUGAGCGCCACGGAAGCCAAUACGGCUAAAGAAGCGACCAAAACGUCUACUGUUGAGGAAACCAAAGCCAAGAAGCAGGUUGAAUCCGCUGCUCCCACCACUGAAAAGAAAUCUGCCUCUGAAACGGUGAAACCCGCUCUUGAAGAACCUAGAGCUCCAGCUAUUCCCACCAUUGAUUCAGUUGAGCCGCUUUCUAUGCUUGUGGACGAACCUACCGUUCAGGAGCUUACAAAGAUUGUUAACGACCUUAUUGCUGUGAUAAAUGCUGAUGAGUCGUCAUCCCGAUUUACAUCUACACUUUCCAAGGCCAAGGCGGAUUUCCAGAGACUCGGAGAACAGAUUGCUGUACUUAGACAAGACGCCCAAGACGCUGCACGAGUGGAAAUAGAAAAUGCGCGCGCGGAGAUGGAGAGAACAGCUAAUGAACUGAUUCGACGUAUCGAUGAGGUUCGCGCAGAAGAUGCAGCUCAGUUCCGAGAAGAGUACGAGAGCGAGCGCGAGAGAUUAGCAAACGCAUACCAAGAAAAGAUCAAGACUGAGCUCCAGAGAGUCCAAGAGGUGGCUGAGCAACGCCUCCGAAACGAACUUGUUGAACAAGCGAUAGAGCUCAACCGCAAAUUCCUUAGCGACGUACGAUCCCUUGUGGAAAAGGAGCGGGAAGGCCGUCUUAGCAAGCUUUCCGAGUUGACUGCCAACGUUGGCGAACUUGAAAAGUUGACUGCUGAAUGGAACAGUGUUGUGGAUACAAACCUGAACACCCAACAACUUCAAGUUGCUGUCGAUGCUGUUCGCAGCGCGCUCGAGAACUCAGAUAUCCCAAAACCGUUCAUUAAUGAGCUUGUUGCGGUGAAAGAGCUGGCAUCGGAUGAUCAAGUCGUUGACGCCGCUAUCUCAUCCAUCAGCCCGGUUGCCUAUCAACGAGGCAUUCCAUCUCCCGCUCAGAUUGUCGAAAGAUUUAGACGGUUAGCCACCGAAGUCCGUAAGGCAAGCCUGCUGCCCGAGAAUGCCGGUAUCGCCAGCCAUGCAGCCAGUUACAUGGCGAGCAAAGUUAUGUUUAAAAAGCAGGGUUCAGACGAUGGAGAUGACGUAGAAAGCAUUUUGACCCGGACUGAGAAUCUCCUUGAAGAGGGCAGACUUGAUGAGGCAGCGCGUGAAAUGAACUCGCUACAAGGAUGGUCCAAGAUACUGAGCAAGGAUUGGCUGGCGGAUGUAAGGAGGGUUCUUGAAGUGAAACAGGCUCUUGAGAUUAUCGAAACGGAAGCUCGUCUUCGGUGCCUUCAGGUUGAAUAG